CGAUAGUAGUAAACGUGAUGAUCAAUUUAAUCUUAAUAACUCAACGCUCUGUCCAUUAUGUAAUGAGAACCAUAAAAAAGAAAGUUUAUGGAAUGAUAUAAGAGGUGAAUGGGAUGCUAGUGAAUAUCGUGAAGAACAAACUUAUCGUAUCAAAUGCAAAGAUCCUCUUAAUUACGAAAUCCUAAUAGUAUCUGUAAAAGCAUAG
Messenger RNA from Funneliformis mosseae, 205 nucleotides. The record is from the annotation of a GenBank genome assembly. Lineage: Eukaryota; Fungi; Glomeromycota; Glomeromycetes; Glomerales; Glomeraceae.